AAAUAAUAAUAAUUAGAAAACAUGGGUGGCACGGAUCUCACAAUAGCGACGGAACACAUCUCAGUGCAGAAAAAAUCACUCUCUUGAUAGUUCCACUCCCUCGUUUUUCACAUGCAAAGGAGGGAGCAGUAGUAUAUGAGGAGCUCCUGAUAAAAAAUUGAAGCACAGCAGUAUUGUUGCGAGAGGAUCACCGACGUAGCAAAAACAUGGGUAUGCUCAGAGGAUUGGCACUCGCCUUUUCCGUGAGCUUCUUCUCAUGCUACCUGGCGAUGGUUUCCUCCGAUGUUGCUUCCUCCGACAGCGAUGGCGAUGGUUUCCUCCAAUGCCUAAGGGAGAAGAUACCCAGAGAGCUGGUGUACACACAGAGCUCCAGCAACUUCACCGACGUGCUGGUCUCCUCCAUCAAGAACCCCAGGUUCUUCACCAACGCCACGGCGAGGCCGCUCUGCAUCGUCACGCCGGGCGACGCCUCCCACGUCCAGGCCGCCGUGGUGUGCGGCCGCAUGCAGGGCGUGCGCCUCCGCGUGCGCAGCGGCGGGCACGACUACGAGGGCCUGUCGUACCGCUCGGCGCGGCCGUCCGAGGUGUUCGCGGUGGUCGACGUCGGCGCCAGCCUCCGGGCCGUGCGCGUCAACCGUCUCGAGUCCACGGCCUGGGUCGACUCCGGCGCCACCAUCGGGGAGCUGUACUAUGCCAUAGCCAAGAACGACUCACUGGUCGCGUUCCCGGCUGGAGAGUGCACGACCGUCGGCGUAGGCGGCCACUUUAGCGGCGGGGGCAUCGGCAUGAUGAUGCGUAAGCAUGGCCUCGCUGUCGACAGGAUCGUCGACGCCAAGCUGGUCAACGCCGACGGGGACCUCCUCGACAGGGCCGGCAUGGGGGAGGACCUCUUCUGGGCCAUCCGAGGCGGCGGCGGCGGGAGCUUCGGCGUCGUGCUCUCUUGGAAGGUGCAGCUCGUGAACGUCCCGCCCACGGUGACGGUGUUCAACAUCGGGAAGACGGUCGACCAGGGCGCCGUGGACAUCCUCACCAGAUGGCAGGACGUCGCGCCGUCGCUCCCCAGCGACCUCACCAUAAGGGUGAUCGUGCAGCAGGGGCAGCAGGCUCUGUUCCAGGGCCAGUACCUCGGCGCGUGCGGCGCGCUGGUGGAGACGAUGGGCGAGCAGUUCCCGGAGCUCGGCAUGACGAGCGCCGACUGCCAGCAGAUGACCUGGCUGCAGUCCGCGGCCACGCCCUUCAUCAGCUUCUCCAGCAACGGCACGCUGGAGGAGGUGCUCCUGAACAGGACCGCCAGCCUGAGCACGUCCACCAAGGGCAAGUCCGACUACGUCCGGCGCGCCAUCACCAAGGCCGCGUGGGAGGAGAUCUUCUCUCGCUGGUUCGCCAUGGACGGCGCGGGGCGCCUCAUCCUGGAGCCCCACGGCGGGUUCAUGGACACCAUCCCCGCCGCCGCCACGCCGUACCCACACCGGAACGGCGUGCUGUACGUCAUCCAGUACAUGGCAUUCUGGCAACAGCAGGGUGAGGGCGGCGCGGCGGCGAAGAGCUGGAUCGGCGGCUUAUACGACUUCAUGGGGCAGCACGUGAGCAAGAACCCGAGGCGGGCGUACGUGAACUUCCGAGACCUGGACAUCGGCCAGAACGACGACGACGGCACCUUCGACUUCGAGAACGGCCCGCUCUGGGGCGAGCGCUACUUCGUGGGUAACUACCGGAGGCUUGCAUCGGUGAAAUCCGUGGUGGACCCGACGAACUACUUCAGAAACGAGCAGAGCAUCCCGCCGCUGAUAGAGACGACGACGCAAGUGAUGUAGCAGAGCUGCUGCAUUCAUGUGCGAGAGAUGUCCGACAAAUUAACACUUGGAUCCUGAUGUUCCUACUACCGGUCGGGAUCAGUUUGCUUUCAUGAAUAAACUAAACAGAACAUGCUAUCAUUGUAUUUCUGUUGGUUAACCAAUCGUGAUCGAUGGCA
Messenger RNA from Hordeum vulgare subsp. vulgare (domesticated barley), 1972 nucleotides. Its product is annotated as berberine bridge enzyme-like Cyn d 4. Gene Ontology annotation, molecular function: FAD binding; oxidoreductase activity. NCBI's taxonomy places the organism in Eukaryota, Viridiplantae, Streptophyta, Magnoliopsida, Poales, Poaceae. The coding region runs from base 207 to 1814 and encodes 535 amino acids. The record is from RefSeq and is a predicted model, not a curated record. The transcript has a single exon.